UCGCCUGGGAGCCCUGGGGCGCCAGCACCCCGUGCCCCGCGGACCUCCCCGGAACCUGCCCCCGCGCAGCCCCACGUCGCCCAGGGAGCGCGCCUCGCUGCGCGCGCCCUUGCCCGCGCCCGAGGCGCGUGCCCGCCCCGGUGCAGCCCCUCCUCCCCGCUGUGUUUAUUAGGGGAAGGAGGGCGGAGGCGGAGGCCAGUUCCCCAGCUCCAGCCGCCGUCGCUCCCGCCUGUGUAGUUGCAGCCGCGGCCGCCUCCUGCCAGCUCGCCUCGGGGAAGAGGACGCUCCCGAGCUCGGGCGUUCCCGCCCCAGCCUUUCCCGGAGACAUGAACCCCAACUGCGCCCGGUGCGGCAAGAUCGUGUAUCCCACGGAGAAGGUGAACUGUCUGGAUAAGUUCUGGCAUAAAGCAUGCUUCCAUUGCGAGACCUGCAAGAUGACACUGAACAUGAAGAACUACAAGGGCUAUGAGAAGAAGCCCUACUGCAACGCACACUACCCCAAGCAGUCCUUCACCAUGGUGGCCGACACCCCGGAAAACCUUCGCCUCAAGCAACAGAGUGAGCUCCAGAGUCAGGUGCGCUACAAGGAGGAGUUUGAGAAGAACAAGGGCAAAGGCUUCAGCGUGGUCGCGGACACGCCUGAGCUCCAGAGAAUCAAGAAGACCCAGGACCAGAUCAGUAACAUAAAAUACCAUGAAGAGUUUGAGAAGAGCCGCAUGGGCCCUACCGGGGGUGAGGGCAUGGAGCCAGAGCGCCGGGACUCCCAGGACAGCAGCAGCUACCGGCGGCCCCUGGAGCAACAGCAGCCCCACCACGUCCCAACCAGUGCCCCGGUUUACCAGCAGCCCCAGCAGCAGCCGAUGGCCCAGUCCUAUGGGGGCUACAAGGAGCCUGCAGCCCCAGUCUCCGUACAGCGCAGCGCUCCAGGCGGCGGCGGGAAGCGGUACCGCGCGGUGUAUGACUACAGCGCCGCCGAUGAGGACGAGGUCUCCUUCCAGGACGGGGACACCAUCGUCAACGUGCAGCAGAUCGAUGACGGCUGGAUGUACGGGACGGUGGAACGCACCGGCGACACGGGGAUGCUGCCAGCCAACUACGUGGAGGCCAUCUGAGCCCGCGGCACCCCCCACCUGUCUUCAGCGCAUUCCACGGCAUCGCAUCCGUCCUGGGCGUGCCCCGUCCAUUCUUCAGUGUCUCUGUUUUUUAAAACCUGCCACAGCUUGUGAUUCCUAUCCCUCCUCCAGCUUCCUUUGCCAACUGAAGCCUUCUUCUGCCACUUCCGCGGGCUCCCUCCUCUGGCAGGCUUCCCCCUUGACUGACUUCUUGGUUUUCUCUCUGGAUGGAACAGGCCUGGGCCUCUCUGGGGGAGGGCGCGGCCGGUGUGCGGGGCUGGAAUGGGAGACCUGUGGGCCCCUGGGCCUCACCUGCCCCUCUGUUCUCUCCCUUCAUGUCCUCCUGCCCAGCUCCUCACACACCCACACAUUCCAGGGCUGGGGUGAGCCUGAGACUCCCAGGACCCCAGGGCAGGGGCUCCCCACGUUCCCCAGAGUGGGAUCUGCAUGUCGGCUCCUGGGAUGGCGACAGGGGCUCCUUUGUUGUGUAGGGAGCAGUGCGAUGGGCUCUACCUCUCCUUCUCAAAGAGGGGGCUGCUGCCCACCCUGGGUCUCUCCCCACCUUCUUCCUCCUCAGGGGCAGCAACAGGAGAAUGGGGUCCCUGCUGUGCGGCGCGUUCCUCCCCUCCCGGCGCGUUCCUUCACACACUGUGAUUUUGCCCUCCCACCCAUGCAGGCCCGUACCGGGCAAAGAGCUCCCCAGGAAGCACAGCUUGGGUCAGGUUCUUGCCUUUCUUAAUUUUAGGGACAGCUACCGGAAGGAGGGGAACAGGGAGUUCUCCCCCGCAGCCCCUUUCCCCACACCCACCCCCAGUCUCCAGGGACCCCUGCCUGCCUCCCAGACUGGAAGCCGUGGUCCCGAGGUGUGGGGCAAGGGUGACCUUGGGCCAUUUGGUCUUCAGCCUCCCUCAGCCCCCAGGACCUGGGUUAGGCAGCUGCUCCUGCCUGCUCUCAUGGGAAGAUGUCUC
Molecule: messenger RNA, 2080 nt
Organism: Sapajus apella (tufted capuchin)
Lineage: Eukaryota; Metazoa; Chordata; Mammalia; Primates; Cebidae
Gene: LASP1
Product: LIM and SH3 protein 1
Exons: 7
Coding region: 327-1112 (261 amino acids)
Cellular component (GO): focal adhesion
Molecular function (GO): actin filament binding
Source: RefSeq, a predicted model, not a curated record